AAUAUACAGCAUGAUAAAUGAAAAUAAGAAUUGGGUUAUUUUAAGGGCCCGUUGUGAUUUCUAAAACGCGGGCUAUCCCAUGCUUGUGGGACAACGACUUUUCGAAUAGAAUGCCCUCAGAAAUUGACGGAGUGGAAGUGUAAGGGAUGCCGUCAGGGCAGCGGAUAAUUUUUAUGGAUCCUGUUGGAAGGGAGGCGGGUGCAAUGUCGCCAUUCAGGCAUUGGUGAGGGAGUCAGUAGAGAUCACCGCUAGGCAUAGAGAUGUCGGUUCCCUUGCGGUACCGGAAGCAAUUGCAUUCGGCCGACCCAGAUGCGGCGAUUCUCCUGAAACCAUCUAACAGUGUGACACACGAGCUUAAGCUGACUCAUUAAUCCCCCCCCCCCACUUUGUGCAAGAGCGCAAAAGUGUGGUCACCACAUCUACGCCUCUAAAUAAGGAGUGAAACAGUUAGACUUCUCUACAAAUCUGGCUGUCGCCUGAUGAAGCUAGUUGUAAUUACUGGCGAAGCGUCGUACUCAGAUUGUAGAUGUUGUGGCUUGGCUCUCCAACACACAGGUGUGCUGGACUAGUGACGAAUUGGCAUGUUCUGUUGACGUGACAACACUUACUAGUUGGCUGUGUCGGGUGGUGGCGGGUUUCAACUACACAUUUAUAUAUCUACGCGAUCUUAAACACAAGUACUGUGUGGGUAAUGAAGACAUUAUUCCUUCCAAAAGUAUUUGUUUGGUGAUUGAACAUCUUAACACAACUGUUUUAUUGCCAGAAAGGGUAACACUUAUUCUUAUAUUUGAAUACUGGCAAGGGAGGUCCCAUGAGGUGUUAAGAUGUUCAUACACAAAAUGAUGCCUUUUGCAACGAAUAAAGUCUGCAUUAAAUACACAACUUAUUUGGUGUUUGAACAUCUGAAAACAACUCCUGUUUUAUUGCCAGAAAGGGUAAAACCAAUCAUUAUUAUUUUCUCACACUUUGAUACCUAUUUUUUUUUACGCGCUGAUGUUGAUGUGUUACGGCCAGACUACCCCUGGGGCGCCUGCUUCCCACCCACAUGAGCGGUUAACGGUGACGGGUUCCACAAAGGGCCUCGCCCGGUGGUUUGUGACUCCACAAACUGGACCCUGAGCCACAGCCCCGUGACCGAGUUAAACACGGCAACUCCCACCGGUGUCUCACAGCUCGACAACUGCAUCGCGACUUUGAGACAGGAACACAUUAUUUUCAUGAAGUAGUUUAAAGUGUUAAACUUAAAACAAAUAAAGUGAAGCCGGAAGACGAAGAUAACAACAACAACAAUGUCGUGGAGUAGAGCGGCAGGGAGCAACGAGUUUACUAGCAGUGUUCUCCUGACAGUUCAGCUGAGACGAGUUGAGGUGAGGUGAGUUGAGAUGAGGUGAGUUGAGGUGAGGUGAGUUGUGAUGAGGUGAAUGAGGAUGAGUAUUUGAGACGAGGUGAUCCGAGUCUUCUUUUUUAAGCCACCCCUCGAGUGGAGACGUCUGUACUCGCUCACACGUCAACACAUUCCAGGGCAUAUCUCGUGAUAUGCAAAUCAAACUGAAAGACUUCCUACUUCCUUGUCACCCAUUUACGUGGCUUGUUCCUCGUUUAGCUUCUCAGACGCAGCCAGCGACUGCUUGAGAAACAGCCAGAGACUGCUUGAGCUACAUUUAGCGACUACCUGAGCUACAUCAAGCAACUGCCUGAGCUCCAGCCAGAGACUGCCUGAGCUACAGUCAGAGACUGCCUGAGCUCCAGCCAGCGCCUGUCUCUGAGUGGAGCCACAAGGCCAUGGCGAGUGUGGUUCCCAGUGGUAGCGAGGCUCCAGGGGAGUUGACCUGCCCCAUCUGCCUGGACGCCUUCCGCUGCCCCUGCACGCUCAGCUGCGGACACUCGUUCUGCCUCGAGUGCGUGGAGGACGCCUGGGAUGCGGCCAAGUCCUUCUCCUGCCCCCAGUGCCGAGUGACCUUCCCUCAGAGGCCCCAGCUGAACAAGAACUUCACGCUCGCCAACCUCGUGGAGCAGCGCAGUGCCACAGAGAAAAUGGCUACCGUGGUCUUGUGUGACUUCUGCAACGAUGGCACGACCGCUGCCUCGAAGACCUGCCUUAGGUGUGAUAUGUCCUACUGUGUGACUCAUGUAAAGCCUCAUCAGGAGAACCCGAAGUUAAGGGGCCACGUUCUGGUGGAUCCAGCCACGAAUCCUGAAGACCGCAAGUGCAAGACGCACAGAAAGGAGCUAGAGUUUUACUGCCGACAGGACAAGAGCUUGGUCUGCACAACCUGCACCAUCGCAGGAGACCACAAGGGUCACGAUGUGGCUACGCUGGAGGAUGAGCACAAGACACGGCAGAAACAAGUGGGAGAGGAGACGCGGGCGGUGGAGGAGAAGAGGAGGGAGGUGGAGGAGUCCGUGAGGCGGAUGGAGGCUGCUCGCAGGGACGUGCAGGGAUCCAUGACAGAUGAAACAGUUUCAAUCUCGGUCAGAUUCACCCGCGCGAGAGCAGCGUUGGAUGCGGAGGAGAAGGCGGCUUUAGAGCAAGCGGAGCAGAAAGGGUGCGAGCUGCUGUCCCAGAUCGAGAAGAAGAUCGCUCACUACCAGCGCGAGAUCAGCGAGCUCCAGGCAGCAGCCACUCGCCUGCAGGCCCUAACGCAGGAGAGGGACUCGCUCGCGUUCCUGCAGGGGCACCUGGAGGAGACGCGCAGAACAGGGAGGGUUACAGCAGCUCCACUCUCAGCUCCCAGCCAAGAGGACAUUGCCUCACUUAAAGUCCUGGAGACAACUGCAGUCAAACUCCUGUACGGAUGCUCACCGACCCUGGACACAAACUCCGCUCAUAACUACCUCCAGAUCUCCUCGGAUCUCAAGACGAUGACGUGGACCGAUGCCUCCCAGGGUCGCCCCAAUCACCCACACCGGUUUAAUAGCUUUGCACAAGCCCUGUGCUGUGAGAGCUUCUCGUCGGGCCACCACUACUGGGAGGUGGAUGUGGGGGAUGUGGAGUGGUGGCGGGUUGGAGUCGCGUACGGGACGAUCCCACGGAAAUGGGAUCGUGUUACACAGCUGCUGGGAGGGAGCAACGUAUCCUGGUGUUUAGAGAAACGUGACGACAACUUCUCAGUGUUUCAUGGUGGAGAGAAGACUGCACUGUCGGUGAGGGGGGCCCCCUCCCCCCGCAGAAUCGGGCUUCACCUGCACUGGGAGGGGGGGCUCCUGGAGUUUUACCGCGCCGACUCAAUGGAGGUGAUCCACGAGGUUCGGCAGAGAUUCUUGCAGCCUCUCUACCCUGGGAUGUGGGUGAGGUAUUGUAAUGAUCGAUUGGAGAUCGUGGAUCUGAGUCGCGCAUCCUGAGGAUGAGGAAAAAUAGUAACCCAAGAAACUGAGAUGGAAACCCAAUAAACUGAUGAAAGGGGGGAUG
Lethenteron reissneri (Far Eastern brook lamprey) is the source of this 3409-nucleotide messenger RNA. Its product is annotated as E3 ubiquitin/ISG15 ligase TRIM25-like. Lineage: Eukaryota; Metazoa; Chordata; Hyperoartia; Petromyzontiformes; Petromyzontidae. The record is from RefSeq and is a predicted model, not a curated record. Gene Ontology annotation, molecular function: protein binding; zinc ion binding.